This is a messenger RNA of Cyphellophora europaea CBS 101466, 1113 nucleotides long. RefSeq lists its product as uncharacterized. Gene Ontology annotation, molecular function: mRNA binding; structural constituent of ribosome; rRNA binding. Gene Ontology annotation, cellular component: ribosome. Gene Ontology annotation, biological process: translation; ribosomal small subunit assembly. The record is from RefSeq and is a predicted model, not a curated record. Bases 1 to 1113 code for a protein of 370 amino acids. The transcript has 3 exons. Lineage: Eukaryota; Fungi; Ascomycota; Eurotiomycetes; Chaetothyriales; Cyphellophoraceae.
AUGCCGCCACGGAUAUCUCUGCUCGCGCCUCGGCGCAUAGCUUUCCGAGCCAGAACAAAUGCGCCGCAGCGCACGCUCGCCACGACUCCGAGCCGUUAUCAGUCCGAUCCCAUCAAAGGACCUGCGCAAGCUGAGCCCGGCAAGCAAACCAGUGGCGCCAACGAGUCGCAACUUCCACAUGUGACCGAAGAACAAGCUGCGAUGGAUGAGAUUAUGGGCGAAACGCCGCCGCAGACAGACGAUCAGAGCACGCCUGUUGCAGAGAUACUGCAACGUGAUCAAGAUGCCCAGAAAAACGCCCCCGAAGUCUUCAAAAAGGGGAUGAAAAAGCCCGGCGAGGGCCAACAGCGAUCGUUUUCUACCAGUGCGAGGAGGCUUGAAGCUGAGCUGCAAUCUGCUUCAGGUGCAGGCGAUGCGUUACCAGAAUCAAUGCUGGUAGCAAAGGUCAAGAAUGCGGCAGCGAAGUUCGACGAUACCCGUGCCGUAGGCCUCGACUAUCCCGACGCCGGCCCAGGUCACAAGUUUCCUCUCCCCGACAUGGAGAAAUGGAAGGUCACCGACCAUAUGCGUCGUCGCUACGACCCUGUGAUUGACCAAUUCACAAAAAUGAUCAUGCGAGAUGGCAAACUCGCCCGCGCGCAAAAGAACAUGGACCACAUCCUCAGCACCCUCCGUACCGCACCGCCCCCAGCCAUGAACAGCGCGCGACCCCUCCUCUCCGAUGCCUCGAUCAACACCACCCACACAACCGCGCCCGCCGUCCCCCGCGCCAAUCUCUCCAUGUCUCCCAUCCAAUACCUUACCUCAGUCGUCGACUCUGUAGCACCCCUCGUCAAGAUCCGCCAACAGCGGGGCGUGCUCGGCGGUGGGCAAUCACUGCCAAUCCCUGUGCCAUUGCGCAUCAAGCAGCGCCGCCGCACCGCCAUCAAGUGGAUCAUCGAGGGGAGCGAGAAGCGCACCGAUGUCAGCCUCAAGGAGCGCGUGGCGAGGGAGAUCAUGGCCGUCGCGUCCGGCAGCAGUGGCGUCUGGGAGAAGCGCGCGGGCGUCCAUCGUCUGGCUAUCACGGCUAGGAGUAAUGUACGGAGUAACACGGCACGAGGUCGGAGGCGGUAG